Pomacea canaliculata is the source of this 7822-nucleotide messenger RNA. RefSeq lists its product as uncharacterized. The coding region runs from base 228 to 1235 and encodes 335 amino acids. The record is from RefSeq and is a predicted model, not a curated record. The transcript has 3 exons. Lineage: Eukaryota; Metazoa; Mollusca; Gastropoda; Architaenioglossa; Ampullariidae.
UUUUAUGGAAUAGAUUCUGUGGUCCGGCGACAACAGUGAGUGUGCCAUGCACACGUCCUCCACGUGUGAGUGUCAAGACCCUGGGUCAGGCCGUGUGGUGGACAGGAGAGUGCUAUACUGCUGUAAUCACACUCUUCCCGGAGCAAGUUCGCCUGCUACACGACCCGCCUGACAGACUCUUUGUCACCGGACCGCCCGGUACAGGUAAAACUGUGGUGCUGCAGCUGAUGGCCAUAGAGCGGCUGCGAUGUGGUCACCACGUCUACAUUGUCAGUAGUUGUAGUGAGAGUCGUGCAGCGUGCAGCAUGUUGUAUGACUUGUUGCAGCAGACAGUAAACACACUACCGUCAGAAGGUGUGUCACCUGGUCAACCUCACCUCCUGCAGUAUGAUCUUGGUGACGAUAAAGACGUGGAUAAGGCCGUCAAUGACUUGUCACAAGCGGCGAGCGGAGGGUCGUUGUACGUCAUCGCUGAUGAAGUGGGUCCUGAUAUGAAUGGAGAUUGCUUCCAGGAAAUGUGUGAGAAGCUCCUGACACAAGUUCCUCGUCUCCAUAUCUGGGCAGCAAAUUGUUUUCAUGGAUAUCCACCAGACGGAUGGAAAGAAGAAAAUUUAAUCAGACCCCUCCGCUUUACGCCGGCCAUCCUCAGGGAACUUAAGAAAGGCUUGUGUCUGGUGAAUUACGAUGACAUCUUACAGUACAGUGAGCGAGGUGUGCCCGACCACACAGACGGCCCGCCAGUCAGACAACUGUAUCAUAAGCCUCAAAGUCAUUCAAAUCUCAAGCUAUUUGACUGUGUCACGUGCGGUCGUGAGGUGGCCAGCUUUCUGCUCAAUCUCCAUGUUGGCGUUGCAGAGAACUCCAAUCCACCAAGUCUACAGUGGAGAGACAUGCUGGUGUUGUACUGGUGUAACUUUAGUGACAACUCGGGUAUGGUGAAGGGACUGCAAGAAGCGGGUAUCCCAGUGCAGUUGAUGACGGAUGAUGACUUCGAGGACAUGGUGAACGCCCGCAGAGACGUGGUGUGGGUGGUGUAUGGAGACCGAGUUCAUGGUCUGGAGAGAAAAGUCGUCGUCUGUCUGGACGACUAUGAGACUACGGAUGAGGGUGAGGAUGGCAACGUUUUUAACCUAACCUUACAAAGAAGUGAUACCCGACUUUACUUCAUGUCCCGAUGUACGUCACAACUUGUGAUUGUCUCCAAUGACGGCCUACCGAUGUCAUCUGCUCAGUAAUACCCCCUAGAAGCACAUUCGUCAUAUUUAAAUAUAUCCAAACAGGACGGAGCAGUACGCGUGCCUCGAAAUCCACCUGGCACGUGCGUCCUACUAAAUUGAAAUCUAAUCAUAUUAAAAUGCUGUUGAGAUAAACUACAUUCGCUUCGUGCGGCAAUGGUUGAAAAAAAUUUUUCUAGACUUUAACAAAGGAGUCUUCCCCCAUAAAACAGCGCCCCGAAGCCCUAACUAUUAUGCAUGUGCACAAUUUCAAAUACAACCGUUUGCCCCGUUUCAAUAUCACUUUUGAUAUUGUAGAAUAUUCUAAAAAAAAAAGCUUUGAUGAUUAGAUUUACUGUAUUAAGCAAAUUAAAGGAGCAUUUUUAUUGUGUGUUCCGCUGGACGUAAGUUCUGAUUUUGAUAUGGAGACUUUCUACAAUUUCGUUUUCUUAAUUGCAGUGUUUAAUCACGAACUUGUAUUACUAGACUGCUCGCAGACGAUUUUUUUACUGUUACUAGUAAAACGAGGCUGGUGUAUACAAAGCUUCCGGUUUAGUCCCAUUUUAACUCAUUUGCUUUGUCAGGGUUUAACGAGGUCACAUUCCCCUCGAUCGUGCUCAUGGAAAUUCACCAAUUUCAAAAAAUCAUAAAAAAUAACUAUAACAGAUGGAAAAACAAUUUUAACUGAUAAUAAGAGAUCAAACUGUGUAAAAGAAAAAUGUUUACAUCUGAAUCCUGCAUGAACAGUCACUUAUUAGGUAAUCCAAAACAAAUUAGGAAGGUGUACUUGAAUUUUUUUUUAAAUUCACUAAGGGUUGCACAGGAACAUUGGUCUUGUCAAAAAAAAAAAAAAAAAAAAAAAUCAGAUUGAUGCAUGGUCUCGGCGAAGACAGCCAGCAACCCCACAUACACGUCCGUGGUUUAAUUCUUUUCGCUAGCUAAAUAAUUGGCGCUUGUACACGUUUCUUAAGUGAUCGUUUUAGAUUACUAUUGGUUUUCUGUUCAAUUUACUGGCAAUGUAUAUGACUGUAUUUGUGACAUCCAUUUAAGAUUCGUGUUACUGAUUGCUUUUUUUAUGCUUGUUUAUGUAUGCUUCAUUUGUUGUUUAUCAGUUUUAAUUUCAGUUGCUUAGAAUUAUUUCUACCCAGUUUCUAAAUAUAUAAACAUUAUUAACAUUAAGAGUAAAAUCUUGGGUAAAAUAUGUAAAAUACAAACUCUAAAAAAUAUGUACAAAUUCAUACUUAGCUUAAGUGUAGAAGGAAUUAACUAUCAUACUCAGCACUUUUGUUUAAAUUACAAUUCUUUCUUAAAUUAUGCUUCCAUCGAUUAAUUAUAAUUUUACAUUAUUUUCAGUUCAGUAUUUGUGUGUAUUAUAAUAUUACAUUUGUAAUGUAUAUUACAAAAGCUUAUUAGAUAACUUAUUAUUACAAAAGCUUAUUAGAUAACUUAUCAGUCAUUAGCAAACUAAAAUUAAUUGAAGUAAUUUUCCUUAUUAAAAGUAUGAUAAUUAUCAUAUUGCUUAUGAUUUUCACUAACAAAUUAGUUACACAAGCAGUAUUUGUAAAUGUAUGUAAAUAUAAUUGUUAUACAGCUAUAAUUAUAAUAGAAAUAUCUUUUGUGUAAUUUUUCCUACACUGUAAUUACCAAAAAAAAAUUUUUCAAACAUUAUAUAACAUUAAUUGCAGCUAAGUUUUUAUUGGAUUUUUAAGCUAAAAGAGUACAGAAAAUUUAAUAGAGUGAGAGUCAUUACAGUUUAAUUUGGUUAAUACACAAUCAGUAAAGCCUAUAUUGUAAAUUAUGACCAGUUUUAUAUUUUAAGACAUUUCCAUGCAUGUACUAUGGUGCAUAUUAUUCAUAACUGUGAAUUGCAGGCCUGUUUACACUUAAAAUCCAUGUAAUCCUAUGACAAAAAGCAAAUUUUUAAAACAUUUUUGGUUUAUUAAUGCACAAAACAUAUAAUACUACUACAUAAAACAGUUUACAUAAAAACAACAUGUACACAGAGAAAACACAUCCCUUGUGAUAUACGAAAUCCUGUCAUCAAUGUCUAAUCAGCAGAAGCAGCUGACAAGCCAAACAGAGUAGUGGUCUGUCCCUGACUGCUUAUACAGCGAUAGCUUUUAACAUGUUGCAAUAAAUAACAUAAUACAUAUUUUAAAAAACCUUUCCAUUCCCCCCCACUGACCCCCAGCCCUUAUUUCAAGAACUUCACACAUUAGAAACAUGCACUCGACAUAUGCUAAUUUAUGUACCAAUAGCAUCCAUUAUAUCAUAUCUUCUAGUGUGUUGUAUAGCAAUAUUAAAUAGAAGAGAAAAAAAGCACUCUCACACAUGCUUUCAAGUAGGUAUAGGGUUUUCAGGCUAAGGCGAAACAUAAGGGAUACACACUUGUAAAAAUACAGGGUCAUGAUAAAUAAAUCCUGAUCGUUGAAAGGUUCUUCUAUAGAAAAGAGAUGCAUGUAGAUAACUCACUCAGUUUUAAAAUAGUACACUUUCAUACUGAAAGAAGCAUUACAUCUAUCUUAUAUCUUGCAUCUAGAUGUUUAACAUAUGCUUUUGAGUUGGUAAUAAUUUCACCUCUUUACACUAGUGUAUGAGAAAUGUUGCCUCAAGUACAAUAGUUAAGGAAUUUGUGACCAAGAUUCUAUAUACAAUUCUGCUAUGAAUCCAUUUAACUUCACAGCUGUUAUAUUAUUGUACUUUACUAAAAAUAUUUUUGCAUGACAGUUGUAUUAUCAUUUUCCUAUUUGCUACAGCUUUCAGGCGUUUCCCUGUUCCUUGUCAUUAAAACAGCCUCUGUACCUUUCCAAAUGAUUAAGUGAAAAACAGCUGGAUAACUGUUUUUUGCUUUGUUGUUCUGAAAGGCGCAUAGGCUAUUUUUAAUGCCAUAACUCGUAUGUAUUUACGUAUAGAUUGUUUACCCUGUCACAACUUUUGGUUUAGAUUAUUUUGUUCUUGUGCUUGUCUUUAUCUAAAGUGUCACACUAACCUGUAUGCUUAUUUUCAAAAUUAAUUUUGCUAGUUAUUACCUGUAUUUUUUUAUGGUUGAGGGGUCUUGAAUGAUGCAGGCACAUUUAUUUAUGCACUUUCAAAGCUGCAUUAUUCAUUAUUACUGUAUAUUAUGUGGUCUGAAUUUAAAGUCUAGGCUGGAAAAACAGAAACAGUCAGUAAAAGAUCAUGUAUUAGAGAUGUAUUAGUGUUAUAAUGGAAAUGUAAUAGAAUAAAAUCUGUUAGCAUGCCAAGGUCUCUAACAGAAAAGUAUGUGGGCUUUUUUUCCCCAUCUCACACAAAUAAAGCAAUCAUCAUGGAAGUCACCUUGAUUCCCAUGUGUCAUAGGAUGAUAAUACAACAAUAUUAAUGUAUAUCAUAUCAAGACAUGUAGUUUUUGAUAAUCAUGAAGUCAUUUAUACUUAUGUGUAUAGAGUCACUAUUUAGUCUAGUUAACAAGUUGUUCAUAUGGUAGCCAGUGUUUACCAAACCUUUCUUCGUUUAUUUGUAAACAUGUAUUAAAUUUUUCAAUUGUAUAUCUGUGUUUCAAUAUUUGGAUAAAAUGUUCUAACCGCGGGAUGACGUUUAUAAAUCUAUAAGAAUAUAUGUAUGCUUUUGCUAGCAGUAAAAUUAAAUCAAGCACAAUAUCUGUCUCAAACGUAUUACUGCAUCCAAACAGAACCAAAUGUUCACUGAUAGUUAUCUUAGGAGCAUUUGUACAUUUGUCUAAUAUACAAUUUUGUAAUUUUUUCCAAAAAUCAUUAACAUAUUUACACUUCCAACAAAUGCUGAAUAUUUUCAUUUUCAUCUCUGCAAAGGCUGCAGACAUCAUCCUCUUCUAGUCCCAUGUGAAAUAAUAUUACUCUUGUCCCCAGAGUUCUAAGUAGCACUCUGAUUUGAAGCCAUUUUAAUUUAAUAUCUUUUAUAUUAGCCAUUGCUUUAAAUAUAACAUAUAGAGUUUUGUUUGAGAAAAAAAUCUUGCAUUUUCGCUCUUAUUUUUUCAGAUCUUGUAGUACUUUCCCAAUUUUGCGUUUGUAAUUUUUGAAUUUGUUUACUUACAUAAUUACAGUUUUCUAAUGAACACAAAUAUCGACUGAAUUUCUCUCCUUCUGCUAUAUCCACUGUGCUCUGGAGCGAAUCAGUAUACCAUCACUUUUCUUUUCCUUAUACUAAUAAGUUCCUUUUUGCUCUUUUCCAGUUCAUUCAGCUCUUCCUCAUUCAUCUUUCCUUUACCUUCCAACUGUGUAAUUAUUUUUUCUAAUUUUUUUUCCUUUUCCUAAUUUUUUUUUUCAUUUGCAUAAGCCAUUGUUUUUGUUCUGAUUUUCAUUAGCAUAGUGUCUCAAAAGGUCUGAUCCGAUAUAACCAGCUGUACUUCCAUCAAAGGAAUAUUUCCUAAAUUUUUUCUUUCAAAUGAAAAGGCUGAGUAUUCUUCUGUAACUUCUCUGACAACAUUAUUUAUUUGAGUUAGAUAAUUUUUAUCCCUUAAAUGGGAUGAAUUUAACUUCCGUAGAUUAAAUCUUCUUUCUUCUUCUUUGUUGCUUAAUGAUAGAAUGAUCAAAAAAUGGUCAGUUCGAUAUCCCGGGGUAAUAUCUGCAUCUACAACAAGAGCUGAAAGUGAAUCUGACAUAAGAAAGUAAUCCAAUCUGCUAUGUUGGAGGCGCAUUUUCCUAUGCCAAGUGUAUCUUAGUACUUCUGUAUUUAAUUCACGCCAUAUAUCAAUCAGGUUCACAUUUUUCAUCAUCUUAUCAAUUUGUUUUUGUCCUCUUGUACUGUUGUUAUGCUUAUAGUCAUGGCAGUCUAGCUGAAAGUUCAAAACAACAUUCCAAUCACCCCCAAUCACAAUGUUAUCUAUACCUAAUUGCCUCACACACUCUUCUAGUUGCGAACAAAAUUUUGGGUUAUCCUUGUUUUGCUCACAGACAUUGCAAAUUAGAAUAUCGUUUUCUAGUGUUUUUAUCAAUGCUAUAAUGUAGUUUCCUCCAUUGUCUCUAUAAACUUUUUAAACUGAAAAUUAAAAAUUGUUAUUAAAUAGGAUUGCCACCCCACGUGAGGAAGAACUGUAGGAUGCAAAAAAGGCAAGAGUAACCCCAUUCUGCAGAUAUCAUUGUUUCCUGUUUAUGGUCAAAGUGACUAUCCUGUAACUGAUAGACUGAAAAAGUCUUAUUAUAUAAAUAGUGGAAAACAUCUCUCCUCUUACGCAUGUCACCUAGGCCCUGACAGUUCAUUGAAGCUAAAAUAAUUGAUUAGUUUGUGCUCAUGUCGAAGUAAUUUUAAAGAAACAGUAAACAGCACAUAACAUUAAUUGGUGUAACUUUAAAAAAAUAAUAAUGAAGAGUACUGUAGUCAAUACAAGUAUUCCAUAGAUGAGCCUUCAUUUGAUGAUCAUAAUCUGUUGUGUAAGUAUUUGGUGGCAAAAGAAGAGAUGGAACAUUUAAAAAAAAAGCAUAGCAAAGGAUAUACAUAGACGAAUAAAAACAGACGAAUGAACAUGAAUUUUACAAUGGGAUUGUCAGGGUGACAUAAUACAGUCACCAUUUUUGCCAUGAGUGGUGAUCUAGUGUUUGUUGUUAUAACAAGGUCGGCUUAAAUUACUGUUUCUGUGUUCAGCUGUCGAAAGACAACCCUUCCAAAGAUUGUCUUUAUAUCAGGAUGAGAGUAACAGAUAUACUGGGUAUAUUUAAAGUCUUGUAAUACAACUUUUAAAAACACACAUAGUUACCGUAUGACUGCGUGAUGGCUCUGAUGUUGCGCCCAUCCUUGGUGGCCGCAGGGCGGGUACCAGCUCAGUGACAUGCAUUCUUGAUGUUUGUAACGACUUUGUAGACAUCCUGUUGGUGUUGAUAGAACUUACCAUUGUUCUAAGGUUGAGAAACUUCUUCUGCCAUCUCCUUUUAUACUGCAAUGCUGUUUCUUCCGAUGACUGUAAUCUCUCCAGUCUCAUUUUAAGCAGCAAUGUUUUUGUAAUUUAUGAAUAUGGCCGUGUGAACCAUACAUUUGGCGUCGACCAAUUUUAUUUCUUUGGUCACCUUUCUUUGCUGAUUCUUGUGAGUUUUGCAGAAAGAUAGUGUAUUAAACAGUUUAUUUAAGCUAUCAAGAGGGUAACCAGUGUUGAUAGAAUUUUCCUUUUAUAUAUGUAGCUGAGAACUUUCUUACUAGUUUCUUCAAAUUCCAGUCUGGAUCGACUAAAGGCAAUACACAUGUGAGCUUCAUCAGAAUCGGAAACAGGAAUUACGUGGAUUAGCCUGCCACAAACAAUCUACAUUAAAUAAGACUUGUCUGUACAGAAAAAGAGACAAUAAAAGCAUUUUGUGGCUUGUGAAAAUAUAAAGCUAAUAAAUAUUAGUGUCCUUCUCUGUUUGCUGUUGUGUGACUGACAAGUAAAUAGUCUUUCGUACCCGAGGACUAUUUAGUCAAACUCUGAUUUCUUCCUCCUGUUUGUUUCUCUGCAUUUUGAAUAGAGUGAGAGCUCAGUACGCUUGCUAAUAUAUUAUUUAGUUAUAUUGUAGUCAAAUAUUAAAAGUUGUUUAAUGGCUGUGAAAUUUGAGAAAGAAAGCAAAUUUUUUCGGAACUUUAUAGGCGUAGAUAUAUUUUAUUACAAUAAAAGAAAAAUAUGUUCUCUA